AUGAAAUUUAUAUUAUUAUUAUUAUUAUUAAAAUAUUCUUAUUCAUAUGAAAUAUCAAAAUGUAUUCCUAUUACAUUUGAUUAUUGUCAAAAUGUUUUACCAUAUAAAAUUACAAGAUAUCCAAAUUUGGCUGGAGAUGAAAAUGAAAAAGAUGCAAUUAAUUCUAUUGAAAGCUAUAAUAUGCUUGUAGAUACGGGUUGUAGUCAACAACUUAAAUUUUUUCUUUGUUCAACAUAUUUUCCAAUGUGUACUGAUAAGGUACCAAUUCCAAUUGGACCAUGUAGGAUAAUUUGUCAAGAAGUACAUGAAAAAUGUGAACCAGUAUUAAGGGAUUUUAGUUUACCAUGGCCAUCUGUAUUAAAUUGUUCCAGAUAUCCAUUAGAAAAUGGUUAUAGAGAUGAAGUUUGUAUGGGUGAUUUAACAUCAAAAGAAAAUAAAAAAAAUAAACCUGAAGAUGAGGAUAAUAAAAGUGAUGAAAAUAUAGAUGAAUUAACAUUAUAUGAUAAUCUUCAAAUUUCUAAUAAAUCACCUAUACAAUUAAUGAAAAAAUGUGAUCCCAUUACACAUGUUUAUAUAAAUAAAACAAAUCGUUGUGUAUCACAAUGUUAUGCAUUUGAAUCAGUACAACAACAACAAAUAGAAGAACAUGCCAGAUACUCAUUAGCUAUUAUUAGUUUUAUAUCACUUUGUAUAUCAGUUUCAAUAUGUUUUAUAACAAUAAUAUGGAAAUGGAAUAAGAUGAAUUAUUUCAAUUAUUCAUUAUUUUUUUCUAUUAUUUUCUUUUCAUUAGCAAGUUUUGUUAGAUUAAUAAACAUUCAAUUUAGAGAUUCGAUUUCAUGUACAACAUACAAUCAUAUAUCUAUUGUUGUUGUACCAGAACUUCAUCAUAUUCCAUGUGUUUUGAUAGCAAUCUUGACAUAUUAUUUUGGAACAACUGCCCGCCUUUGGUCUGUCAUCGCUUCCUUUGCCUGGAGAAGAUCAUUAAAUAUAAAUAAUAAAAAUGAGGAUAAAUUAGAGAAGGGAAAAUUUCAAUUUAGAACAGCAACAAUUGCAUGUACUUUAACAUUUCCAAUUAUUCUUUUAAUUCUUAUGACAAAAUCAACAAAUGUUGACUUGACAACUGGUAUAUGUAAUGUUUCAUCAGGAUUUUCACAUUUACAAAAUCUUUUUAAUUCUUUACGUGAAAUUGUUUUUCUUAUCUUUUCAUUACUUCCAAUAUUUUCUGGAUGCCUUAAAGAAAUAUCUCCUAAAAAAUUACCAAAUAAUUGUAUUGUUUCAAAUUCUAAACCAUUAUUACGUAAUACAAUUAUUGUUUUAUUUACUAUAUUAUAUUUUAUUUUUACAACAUAUUGGUUUUAUUAUGCUGUUCAAUUAUUUUCAUCAUCAUCACAAAUUCAUUGGGAUAUUAUAAUAGCAACUAGUACAUUUUCAGAUGCCAUAUUAGGAAUAUUUGUUUCAAUUGUUCUUUUAUUAUCAAUAAUAAUUAAUCGUUAUUGUUUUUCACAUAUAUCAUUAAAUAAUGUUCAAAAGAUAAAUAAUGAAACAACUGUUUAUCUACCAACAACAUUACCUCCACCACCACCAAGGUAUAUAUUAUCCAGAUAUGGAAUGCAAAAUAAUAGUGUUAUUAAUGAUGAUUAUGAUAAUGCAAUGAUGAGUGGAACUUUAAGAAAACCUGUAUAA
Molecule: messenger RNA, 1683 nt
Organism: Strongyloides ratti
Lineage: Eukaryota; Metazoa; Nematoda; Chromadorea; Rhabditida; Strongyloididae
Product: Frizzled-4
Exons: 4
Coding region: 1-1683 (560 amino acids)
Biological process (GO): non-canonical Wnt signaling pathway; canonical Wnt signaling pathway
Cellular component (GO): plasma membrane
Molecular function (GO): Wnt receptor activity; Wnt-protein binding
Source: RefSeq, a predicted model, not a curated record